Messenger RNA from Ostrinia furnacalis (Asian corn borer), 1161 nucleotides. RefSeq names its product olfactory receptor 49 (gene Or-49). Gene Ontology annotation, cellular component: plasma membrane. The transcript is spliced from 4 exons. The record is from RefSeq and is a predicted model, not a curated record. Gene Ontology annotation, biological process: detection of chemical stimulus involved in sensory perception of smell; sensory perception of smell. The coding region runs from base 1 to 1161 and encodes 386 amino acids. Gene Ontology annotation, molecular function: olfactory receptor activity; odorant binding. Lineage: Eukaryota; Metazoa; Arthropoda; Insecta; Lepidoptera; Crambidae.
AUGUUAGAAUUCACAAUACUCUCAGUAUUUGCUGCCCUGCUCUUCGGAGGCGUCUUCAUUUACGUGGGCUCCUUCAGCCAGCUGAUAUACCUAUCGCAGGUGUUCCCGGACAAGAUCAAGAGUUUCCAGGCCAUCAACUGCUGGAGCAGUACCGUAGUGCCGCUGUCGAAGUUCAUCUUUAUGUUCACGUCCAGCUCUCGUCUCCGAAAAAUUAUGGAGUUGAGUCGCGAGGGGCUCACUGCUGUCUCUGAGAACAGCUCCGCUCACAAGCAAAUGUUGGCCAUCCUCCGCAAAGCCCAUAUGGUAUCCUGGCUGGUCAUCCUUAACCAGUGCUUCACGCAUUUUGUAUACCUCAUUUUGCCUGUUUUCUUCACUAUUUUGAGCAAUGAUCGAUAUUUGCCGACUAUGCCUGGUGACAUUUAUGGUAUCUUCUCGAAAUAUGAGAGCCCAUAUUACGAGAUAGCUUUUAUACUCACCAUUAUUGCCACCUUAUUCUCUGUAAUCAACCAGACUGGAUACAUUGUGCUAUUUGUCGUGCUCCUCGCUCAUGAACUUGGCCAUUUCUACGCCAUUUGCGAGAUCCUCAACGAAAUCCAUGGAAUCGUCUACAACCAAGAUUUAAUUUCGGAUGCAAUCAAAAACAAUGGUCAGAACGAAGAGAAAGAAUCCUCGCAAAUGAUGGCAACGGAACAUUCAUUAACGGAGAUACAGAAACCAAAGAAGAUCCAAGAGUUGCUGGUAUUCUGUGUGAAGCACCACCAGUUCAUAAUGAGAUUUCAUGCAAAGAUCGGGGAUCUGUACAAGGUCAUAUUCGGCGCGCACUUUUUGAUAAUGGUGAUAGUAUUGGUGACGACACUGCAAACGUUGAAUUCUUGGGGUUUGAUUAAUACUGCUUUGACAGGAUUGACUGCUGUGAUGCCAUUGGUGGUGUAUUGUUUUGGUGGAGAGAUGCUGAUAUCUUCUAGCCUAGCAAUGGCCGAUGCAGUGUAUGCUUGCGGUUGGGAGGGCAUGAGAGUAAAGCAGGCGAGGAUUGCACUACUCAUACUUUGUGUGGCGCAGCAUCCUUUGUACUAUACGGCAGCCGGAAUUUUCAUUAUGAAUAGAGAGACCUUUGGAGACGUGGCACAGGUUGUGUACAAAAUAUAUGCAGUAUUUAAUUAA